AUGAAAAAAAAAAAAGAGUGCAUGAGUAAAGGAGUGUGUGGUAUUUCGCAUUUUAGGGAUUAUUUUGGCAUGCUUCGUAAGGGAAGAAAACGUUACAAAAGAGCGCAUCAAGUACGUGGUCCAUCCUUAGAGCAGCAGAUUGUUGACCAUGUGGAUCACCUUGGUUCACGUGAAUAUUACAUUGUAAAAGAACGCAAACCUCGGUUUACGCCUAAAAAAAGGAGGAAAAAACGUGCUGCUCGUCGCCGUGCCGGUCGUCGUGGUGUGGGUCGCCGCAUGAUUAUUGAUAUUCAUUUAGAAGUCUUAAACGAAUGUCAGAAAGGGGGCCUGCAUUCGACGAAGGAAGACUUUUUUGAAAUUUUGGUUAAAGAAUUCAUGGAAAGUGAGUUCAUAAAAGAAGACUUUGUUCCUAAGGAACAGAUUCCGGGUUUAGGGAAAAAGACUUUAUUCCUAAGGAAGGAGUCGCUAAGGAAUGUGUUCCUAUGGUUGAUGUUCCUAAGGAAGAGGUUCGAAUUUCAGAUUCGGGGUUUAGGGAGGAAGACAUUAUUCGUAAGGAAAGAUUCUCCUAAGGAGCAGGUUCCAUGUUCAGGUUCAGUGUUUCGGGAGGAAGACUUAGUUCCUGAGGAAGAUAUUAUUAAAGGAAAGUUCCCUAGGGAAGAUGUUCCUAAGGAAGGUGUUUCUGAUGAGGAAGUUCCUAAAGAACAGGUUCCAAAGUUCAGAUUUUCC
Molecule: messenger RNA, 726 nt
Organism: Plasmodium coatneyi
Lineage: Eukaryota; Apicomplexa; Aconoidasida; Haemosporida; Plasmodiidae
Product: SICA antigen
Exons: 3
Source: RefSeq, a predicted model, not a curated record